AUGGAGAUCCCGUCCUCUUUCGAACAGGCCGGCCACAUCGCGCACAUGAAUUUGAGAGACUCGCAGUUGCCUUACAAGCACCUCAUCGGCCAGGUCAUUCUGGACAAAAACAAGUCGAUCAAGACGGUCGUCAACAAGGUCGGCAGGAUCGAAACAGAAUUCCGGACGUUUGCCAUGGAAGUCCUAGCAGGUGAGGAGUCUACCGUGGUGCGGCUGAAGGAGCAUCAGUGCUUCUUCGAGUUUGAGUAUCGAGACGUCUACUGGAACUCGAGACUCCAGGAGGAGCACGGUCGCCUGGUUGAGGCGUUGUUCAUGCAGCCAAAGAAUGCUGCUUCUGCAAAGCCCGUUCUGGCAGACUGUACUUGUGGAGUGGGACCUUUCUCGCUACCCAUCGUCAAGCUCGUGAAUGGCGUCGUCAGCCAUGCGAAUGACCUGAACCCUGCUUCCAUCCGGUGGCUUCGUAAGAGCUGCGCGCUCAACAAAAUGGAGGAACAUGUCGUCGAGGUCGAGUCGUUGCCGCACUACAGCGAUGUUUUCGCCGCGCCCUCCACGGGCUCCCUGCUGGUUAUCCAUGAGCCAGGUGAUGCGCGGCAGUUUGUGCCGGACCUUUUUCAGAAGCGACACCCGGUGACUCACGCAGUGUUCAACCUUCCUGCAGCAGGGGUUGAGUUGCUCGACUGCUUCCGCGGCCUGGAUUAUCCUUCAGCGGGCUUGCCGACGCCGUUGGUGUGCUGCUACACCUUCAGCGAUGCUGCUGUCGACUCUGGCGGCAGCGACGGCUGUGUGGCGGACCUGCUUGCACGGCUGGCUGCUGCUCUCGGCUUACCGAAGGACGUGCUGCGCUGCGCCGACCUUCCGCUGAAAGGGCAAGUGGCCCUACCUUCGCCGCAGAUCAACGACAUGGUACAGCAAGCCCUCAGAGAGCAAACGGACGGCUACACUCCGGUUGCUGUGCGUCUGGUGCGCAAUGUGGCACCAACUCGGCACAUGUUUUGCGUGUGCUUCCGGGUGCCGAGACGGGCACCGGCCGGCGGAGACGAGGACAUGCCCCAAGUGCCCUCGGAGAAGCGGCCGAAACUGAGCUCGUGA
This is a messenger RNA of Symbiodinium sp. CCMP2592, 1089 nucleotides long. Lineage: Eukaryota; Dinophyceae; Suessiales; Symbiodiniaceae. The record is from the annotation of a GenBank genome assembly.